Molecule: messenger RNA, 2174 nt
Organism: Dermacentor silvarum
Lineage: Eukaryota; Metazoa; Arthropoda; Arachnida; Ixodida; Ixodidae
Product: peptidyl-prolyl cis-trans isomerase H-like
Biological process (GO): protein folding; protein peptidyl-prolyl isomerization
Cellular component (GO): intracellular membrane-bounded organelle
Molecular function (GO): peptidyl-prolyl cis-trans isomerase activity
Source: RefSeq, a predicted model, not a curated record
UCAGUCGACUGCCAGAGAAGCAAGAAAAAGAAAGUAUAUUUAUGCUCUUGUUUUGCUGCCCGACUGCGCCGUCAAACAAAAGGAAUAGCAUAUUUUCGCUUCUGCUCAGGAGAUAAUAAAAAAAGUACAUCUCGAAUAAAGUUGCCGUAACUGACACAAGCUGGGUUCAAACAUCAUUUAGCAGGAUAAGUUCGUGUUGCGUACAAAGGUGGCCCACUUAGUUGGUCUUUCAAAAUGUUUUCUUUUUUUCACAAAUACGUAGCCUGUAUUCGAGAUUAUUUGAAUUGGUACGGCCGUGCAACACACAUGUCCGCCCACAAACUGGGUCGCUACUUUCCCGCAUGAUGUCGGGCCAGUUAAAUGAGGAGGUUGGACGAAUGAAAAUGGAGCUUUUUGCCGACGUAGUUCCCAGGACCACGGAAAACUUCAGGCAAUUUUGCACUGGAGAGUACAAGAAGGACAGUGUGCCGAUUGGCUACAAAGGCUCCACGUUUCAUCGUGUCAUCAAGGACUUCAUGAUCCAGGGAGGCGAUUUUGUUAACGGUGACGGUAUGGGAGACAAGUAUAUAUAUGGUGGCGCCUUCCCCGACGAGAACUUCCAGAUGAAGCAUGAUGCCGCUGGCUUGCUGUCCAUGGCCAACAGUGGCAAAGAUACCAAUGGUUGCCAGUUUUUUAUUACGUGUGCACGAUGCGACUUUCUUGAUGGGAAACAUGUUGUGUUUGGUCGUAUCCUUGAUGGUUUACUGGUCAUGCGGAAGAUUGAAAAUGUUCCCAUCGGACCCAACAACAAGCCAAAAAUUCCCGUUAUCAUCUCACAGUGUGGUGAAAUGUAAACUUGUGCCAGUUAGGACAUGUAAAUACAUCUUCAAGCCCUGUGGCACACAAAGCUCGCAAAAGUGUGUCGUUCAAAGGCUUUUCUGAAAAGGAGGACCCAGCACUGGAACACAGUGACACAUGCGUCUACACGCGUACAAUGUGUCUGUAAAGUCAUGGUGCACUUUUGACCGGUCACAGGAAAUUAACAAAAGAAGAUAGAAAUGUGAAAUCUUCACUAACUAAAAGGAAAACUCUCCAAGUUUCAUACCUGUUCAGUGCAGUUCGAUGUGGCCUCCAUUUGUUGCCCUACACACAUCUAAACAAUGUGUGGCGGCGCUUCGUUGUACACGCGACAAUAUUCACGUUGCACUUUAGUCACGGAUUCAAAUUUAGCAAGCCACAGAACACACUGAACUUUCCUCUGUACCGUCACAUUUCGACUGGCGUGAGCUGAUCUGCUGCUGCGCAGUUCGUGGUGCGUCAUCACCCGUGUGUGCACACCCUGGAACAUCAUACUACGGAAACGUGGAGAGUGUUCCUUUUAUUUGGUGAAGAUUUCACAUUUAUAUCUUGUUUUGUUGCUCUCCUGUGACCGGUCAAAAGUGCACCAUGACUUUACGGACACACUGUACAUAGAUCAGUGAGAAAAAAUGCAGCUGUUCCAGUGUAUGGCCACUCUCUCACUGUGGCUGUUAAUCUGUGUUGCACUUGGAGAAAGAACUUGCACAAUUUCAUAUUGUGCUUGUAAAAUGCACCAGUUGUCUCCUUGCAGCACCGUGUGUUAUUUGCUACAAAUGGCAAACUAAGAUGCUUUUGAAACAAUGUGCAUAUCAUUCUUGGUUCACCAGUCAAACACCAUUUUACUGCUUCAUAUUUGGCAUUUUCAGUUAUUUUUGUGAUGGCAUUCAGCUAGUUUUCGGCAAAUCUGUGUUUGUUAUUGGCCACCUUCAAAUUUUUUGUUUACAUUUGGAAAUAAUGAUGAUAAAAUACCUGCUGGGACCCAUAGCACCCACCACACUGACUCAUUUUAUGUGGUAUUCUGCUCCUGAAUCAGAAUGUGAAAUUUUGGGUUUCGUUUUCCGACUACUGCAGGCAAGCACAAGAUUGUGAGCUUCAUUUUGGCUGCUACAGCCAUGUUUCAAUGAAGUUGGAAUGAAAAAAAGAAAAUGCUUGUGUACUUGGAUUUCGGUGCACAUUAAUGAGUCCCUGCAUUGUUUGGGAACAUUAAGUCCAAUGAAUCAACCAUAUUUGUCAACGUAAAGGCCAUAUCUAAUGCAGUCUUCAUUGUGCAUUGAGGUGCUAGACAAAUGGGGGAGCAAGAUAGUGUGGAUCUUAUAGUAAUAAACAGUGACAAUGCU